UCGCCUCAUCUCUGGCGGGAUCAAUAGGGCCUCUCUUCCAGUCCUUUCCCCUAAAAAACACAACCCCUCGUGCGCAAACGUCAAAAUCGAACAAAUAGAGUGCCCUGUGCAGUCUCACGGACGUCGUUCCAACGUCUCGACCGGACAUCAUAAUAAAGAAUCCAAGGAAAGGAAUAAUAAUACGAGAAUAUAAUUGAAAAUGUUUCACUUCCUCUCCGUUGCUAUCAAUUGGAAUUUCAUAAUCCGAUUUAAUCCGCAUUCGGGGCUUUAAAUAGUCAUCCAGUGAUAAUAAAUUUUAUGUUGAUUAGUGGAUACAUUUGUUGACCGAUGAUUGUUAAAUCACGGGUGAGGUACACUCUGAGGGAAGUGAGGCGGCGAGACAGGCCGCCCUUUUAAAUUCCCGUGAGUAAUGAGCAUGACGCUUGAGGAUCCAUUCUUUGUCGUCAAAGACGAGGUAUGCAAAGCGCUGAACAAGACACGAGGUUUGUACGGCCGAUGGAGUGAUUCCCAGGUGAAUAUAUCAGCAUUAACACCCAUCGGAUUGGUACCCGGUGGGCUUCCGGUAUCGAAAGAGGAACUUGAGUGGACCACAACCGAACUGAGAAACGCCUUGCGAUCAAUCGAAUGGGACCUCGAGGACUUGGAAGAUACGAUUUGUAUUGUAGAGAAGAAUCCAACAAAGUUUAAAAUCGACAACAAAGAACUUACUUAUCGCAGAGCGUUCAUUGAUCAUACCCGCGACGAGGUCAAGACUAUGAAAGACAAGAUGAACCUCAGCCGAGGACGAGAUCGGGAUCGCACAGCCCGCGAGCCGCUGUUGGAUAACAGCCCAACUCGGCCACCGGUCAAUCAUGGCACGACCAAAUACAGUAAAUUGGAGAAUGAGGUGGACAGCCCGAGUAGGCAAUUUCUGGAUGAAACGAUGCAGCAGCAAGGGAUGAUGAUGAGACAGCAAGAUGAUCAGUUGGAAAUGAUAGGAGAGAGUAUUGGUACUUUGAAGACUGUUUCACGACAAAUUAAUUCGGAACUUGAUGAGCAGGCUGUAAUGUUAGAUGAUUUUGGAAAUGAACUCGAGGUGACAGACUCCAAGCUCGAUGCAACAAUGAAAAAAAUGGCUAAGGUCCUCCACAUGAGCAAUGGUAACUAUAGUAAUUACAUUCCAGCUCCUACCAGUUCUGUACCCAAUGUAUCUGUUUAUCCACAAAAACCAUCUUCACUCUCUACACUCUCAACAACAAUAACCAAUUGUUUUAUGUGCUCUGCCGACUAAAACACAUCCACUUGACCACUCUGACACAUGCAAUAUUAAUUAAAUGAAACUAACAAUACUGGGGAAAAUAAUUGCCAAAGAUUACAAUGCAACUGUGCCAUAGAAAAAAAAACUAUUGGAAAAUGACUCAAGGAAAAUAGCUGAUAAUACAACUCCUCCGCUUUGUUAUUGACAAUUACUCAAAGAUGAUAUUGUAAUAUUCAUUGAUAUGAAACUGGAAAAAGUCGUUAUUUUUUGGCGAGAAUUCAUACAGCCUAUUUAUCGAUUCACGUUUAUCGUUAAUGAUUGAAUGAAGAAAAAAAUAACAUUUUGUAAGAUUUUAAUGGGAUACAAAGGUGGAUCCAGUUAUUACUUCCAAAACUGGAUGAUGAUGUAUCGAACCAAUGAGAAAUGUUAUUGAUGAUUGUCGAUGAUUGUUUGGAACCUGAGUUGUUUUAGAUCAAAAUGUCCUCCACAAGAAUAGUGAAACUAGGUAGGAGCUUAACCGUUGAAUAUUAUAGAAGUAAAGAUUAAGAUGAAUUCGUUGAUAGAGUGAUUCGUAUCAAAAUUUUAUGUCAAUUGUGUGAUUCUAAUGGAAAAAAUUUUAGAUUGUUUAGAUGAUAUUUAUCGAGGGAACAGUCGUUGAAGUUUCAACAGAAACCAAACAGAAUUAACGAAUGCAUGGUAACAGAAAAAAAAUACUUUAACAUCUAGAUAAAUUAUUCUUAACGAUAGACAAGAGCCAAAUGUAAGGCCAACAUAUGUACCUCAUGUAGAAGCAAAAUUAGAUGUUGUAUAUCUUUGUUUAGUUAAUUUCAAACUACAUAAAACAGACUGGGCGAAGGAGAUAUUGCGUAACUUGUUACUAACAAAUGUAGAAACUGAAAGAAAGAUAUUAACUAUGAUGAACAUGGAGUAUGCAAUAAAUUAACUUGAGUAUAA
Diachasmimorpha longicaudata is the source of this 2191-nucleotide messenger RNA. Its product is annotated as syntaxin-6. Gene Ontology annotation, biological process: retrograde transport, endosome to Golgi; vesicle fusion; intracellular protein transport. Bases 410 to 1270 code for a protein of 286 amino acids. Gene Ontology annotation, molecular function: SNARE binding; SNAP receptor activity. The record is from RefSeq and is a predicted model, not a curated record. NCBI's taxonomy places the organism in Eukaryota, Metazoa, Arthropoda, Insecta, Hymenoptera, Braconidae. The transcript has 6 exons. Gene Ontology annotation, cellular component: endomembrane system; synaptic vesicle membrane; SNARE complex.